AUGAUGCUGAUUCUUCAUGUGCUGAUACUGUCACUUCUCUCUGGUGGUUCAGCUGAAGUUGUGACGGAUUUUGAGAGUAAAUGUGGUCAAUUUUUUGCACAUGGAAAAUCACCUACAAAAUUUACUGGAACACAAUACAGGCAGAUCUGCCAAACUCUAAAUAAUGUUGUUUAUUUUGCCACAUUUUAUGACACAUACAACAAGAUCCCUGUGUACUCAGCCUACAAGUUUGAAGGGUUAAUGACCUGCACAAGACUAAACAAGUGGUACAUUGAACCUCAAAUUGAUGACGUUAUGAAAGGAAAAAACAUGGAUUUUUCGAGGACUGUGAAUAUAGAUAGACGUGGAGACAAUCAAGCUCUCAAUAGAGAUUAUGAUAAUUCUGGCUAUGACAAAGGUCAUCUGGCACCAGUCUACCUGGCAAACUCACAGGGCUGUGCUGAUGCCACCUUCACUCUCACCAAUGCUGCUCCACAAGCCAAAUGUUUUAACAGAGUUUUUUGGUGGGAUGAAGAACAAUCACUGGCGAAACAUCUGGAAAGUACUUGUCGUUUACAAACUGUUUACAUUGUGACAGGGGUGGUACCAGGCAUUAAUAAAAUAAACAACAGAGUGAAUGUGCCUAGUCAUUUCUGGACUGCAUACUGCUGCUUAGACAAAAAGAACAGAUGUAUAGUCUCAGGAGGAAUUAUUGGAACCAAUGAAAAUGACUCCACAAUUAGGAAAAUGGAUGUGGCUGCUUUAGAGACAGAGUUGCAAAACCUAUAUGGAAAACCAUUUAAGUUGUUUCAAUAA
Molecule: messenger RNA, 795 nt
Organism: Labeo rohita (rohu)
Lineage: Eukaryota; Metazoa; Chordata; Actinopteri; Cypriniformes; Cyprinidae
Product: endonuclease domain-containing 1 protein-like
Exons: 2
Coding region: 1-795 (264 amino acids)
Molecular function (GO): metal ion binding; hydrolase activity; nucleic acid binding
Source: RefSeq, a predicted model, not a curated record